This is a messenger RNA of Volvox carteri f. nagariensis, 4730 nucleotides long. RefSeq lists its product as uncharacterized. The record is from RefSeq and is a predicted model, not a curated record. The transcript is spliced from 16 exons. The annotation marks the transcript as partial. NCBI's taxonomy places the organism in Eukaryota, Viridiplantae, Chlorophyta, Chlorophyceae, Chlamydomonadales, Volvocaceae. Gene Ontology annotation, molecular function: ATP hydrolysis activity; ATP binding.
AUGGAGUCCGAAUUGCCGGACUUCUGCGGUCUCGGUACUGCGGACCUUCUGGGCCUGGCCCUAGACGGUGUACAGCAACCGCAAGGGGAUGGUGUGCUGCAGGGUUCCCACCCGGCUGCUGGAGGUGUCCAAGGGGGGAUAUCUCACCCCUGGAGCGAAGUCGCCACAGGCGGGCAGCCCGACGAUGUGUGUAUGCCCGGCUUGACACUGGCUCACAACAGGGCUCGGGGCGCGGGUGCAGCGGCAGCUGCCAUUAUGACGACCCAGGAGCUUGACUCGGAGCUAUGCCGCCUGCCCCUUGAGAGCGAGCCGCAACCCGGCAGCGAGCCACCCCAGCACCUGCCCACAGCGCUGGGUACCCACAUCUCAGCAACACAGUCACGCGACAUUGGCGCCUCCAAACAAGGCGACACCGUCAGGCCGCGAAUCCUGCCCGACACACUGGACAGCGCCGCCCUGGAUGAUGAGCUCCGGGCUCUUCCACUGGAAACCCAGGACCUGGACGCAGGACCUGGUGCAGACCCAAAUGGGGACGCAUACAUGAAUGCCGUGACGGGCAACGAGUUGGAGGCGAUUGCAGAUCCCGCCGGCGCACGGGUGCCUCAGUCAUUUGGGUCGGCCAGCGUUGUGCUAGGAGACGGCGGCGUGUACAUGGACUCCCAGGCGCUCGAUGAUGCGCUCCGAGCCUUGCCCAUCGGGAGCUCCGUGGAGGACGAUCUGCAGCCGCCGCCGGGAGCUGAGGCUGCGGCAAGAAGCCAGGGAGGAGGCGUCCGCGGGGCCGCGAACAGGAGCCCUGUUGCACGCGGGCAAAUGGGGGCGGCGGUGCCGGAACGCUCAGUGCACGGCGAAUCGCACCGGCUGGUGGACCCGACAACGGAGCCCCAGCCGCACCACCGGCAAGCCCCGCUUCCGCAGCAACAGCAGGGGCUGGAGGCUGCUCCCGGUGCACGGCCAGCGCCGUCUGGCUGGGAGGCCUUUGGCGGAGCAGCAUCCUUCGAUGAUGACCUGGAGGACUACCUGGCAGCGCAGGCAGCUGAGAUGCAGCAGGCAGUGAUGCCGGUUCCGCCUCCGCCGCGGCGGCAGCAACCGCCGGACCUGGACGAUCUUGAUGACCUGAUUGCGGAGCUGGAAUAUGACAAGGGGGGGCCAUCCGCCAGAAGCCCCCGGUCCACUGUGGCAGGCGCAGCAGUGGCCACUGCACAUUUGACCUCGUCUCAACGAGGGACCCUGGCAAUGGGCGGCUUAGGCGCCGGUGUUGGAGGCCCACGGCAGCAGGGAGUGCAGGCGACAGUGCAGCAAGGUGCAGCGGGGGCUGUGCGCCAAGGAGGUGAGGGUAGCGACAGGGACAGGGCGGCCAAGAGGCCCCGGACGGAAGCACGUGGCAGGCCCACAAUGGAGGAGCUGUUCGGCUCAGACGACGAGGAGGGCGUCGAGGUGGUUACUGCGGCAACCGCCGCCGCGCCCACGGAGAAAAAUCCCCUAGCGGCAGGCCGUGCAGCUAAAGACGUGGGAACAGUCAACGGCCACGAGGUGGUGGGAGAGGAGGCGGUGCGGCCAGCGGGGUCAUCCUAUUUCCCGCCUCAGCGCCUGGCAUCCAACAUCCAGGGCGGAAUCGUGCUUCCGGUCACGGCCGCGUCCGGCGAGCGGGUGUACUGCAGAGUGGCGGAGAACGCCGGUGGAGCUACGGAGCGAGGCAGCCUGACACGGGCUGCGGCACGGCAGCACGGGGGGAGUCCCGACGCGGGUGCAGGUCGGCGCCAUGGCCGCAGCUGCCUACUAGGAGCACCACUGGCGGAUAUGCUGCGGGAGCUUGAGGACCGGCAACUGCGGGCCGCGGUGGCGGCCUCGGAGCGCGAGGAGGAGCGCCGCCGGCUGCGGCAGCUACAGCUGCAGCUACAGCAGCACCGCCUGGAACACGAGGUCGCCAACGCGGAGGGGGACCUGGAGGAUGAAAAAAGAGCGUUUGCAGACCUGGUGGAGCAAAGACCGGUGGCUGAGGCGGGGCUCGGACGCCGCGGGCGGCGGGUCUCCGGUGCAGCGGCACACGAGCACCUGGCCCCGGGAGUGGGCUUCGAGGAGGCUAGGCUGUGGGUGGACAAAUACGCCCCCCGCCACUUCAUGUCGCUGCUCAGUGACGAGCGGACCAACCGCCAGGUGGCGUUGUGGGUCAAGGACUGGGACGAGUGUGUGUUCGGCCGGGGAGGGACCUCCGCCGGCGUCCCCGGGUCCAAGCCGGGGGCUGCUGCCGGUCGCAAGGCCGACUCCCGACCCCAACAGAAGGUGCUGCUUAUCGGGGGACCGCCAGGCCUGGGCAAGACCACCUUGGCUCACGUGGUAGCUCGGCAUUGCGGCUAUCACCCUUACGAGAUUAACGCAUCGGAUGACCGUACAGCAGCGACCUUGCUGACCAAGAUCCAAGAUGCCGUACAGAUGACGGCUGUACUGGGCGGCGGCCGGCCCAACUGCGUGAUCGUGGAUGAGGUGGACGGCGCCACGGGGGGCUCCGAAACCGGCGGGGCGGUGGCCGCACUGCUGAAGCUGGUCCGCGCGGGCGAGGGCGGGGCAGCGGGCAGCGGUGGCAAGGGCGGCGGCAAAGCAACAGGCGGUGGUGAUGAUGAUGACGAUGACGGCAGUGGUGGAGAGAACGAGGGUGCAGAUGGCGGCAAGAAGACUGUCGGCGCUGGUGGUGCCAAGCGGCGCGGCGGCGGCCGGAAGGGCUCGCAGCAGCGCCCGCUCUGUCGGCCCAUCAUCUGCAUCUGCAACGACCUAUACGCUCCCGCGCUGCGGCCACUGCGCGACAUAGCACGCGUGUUCCAUUUCUCGCCACCUGUUUCCGAGCGCCUGACUGCACGCCUGGUGCAGAUCUGCCAGGCCGAGCAGUUGGAGGCUGAUCCCGCCGCGCUGCGGCUCCUGGUGGAGCGAACUGACCGGGACGUACGGGCCUGCCUUAACACGCUGCAGUUCCUGGCGCGGAGAGGGGAGAAGGCAGGGGCGGGGGGCGGUGCAGCAGGUGGCCGGCGUACAAUCGAUAUAAAGGACAUCGAGUCUCUGAACAUUGCCUCCAAGGACACUACUCAGUCAGCCAUGGACAUGUGGACGUUACUGCUCAGCACGAGUGCCGCGGGUCGCAGGCGAGGAGGUGGCGCCGGAGGUAUGGCGCCUGGCAGUGCUGCCGGUCGGCUGACCGAGCUGUGCAACAGGCUGCAAGACUUUGGAGACUACGACCUGGUUCUCAACGGGCUGCAUGAGAACCUGCCGCGGGUGCGCUUCAUGGACAUCAACCUCAGCCGCACGGCUGAAGUGGAGGCGACCAUAGGACUGGCGGAUGUGCUGCUCAGGUCGUGCCGGCGCACCGGCGACUUCUCGUCUCUGCGCUUCGUGCCGCCCCUAUUAGCCAAUGUUCGCGCGCUCGCAGCGCAGCCGGAGCGGCCCAGACAGCUGGCCUGGCCACGCCUGGGCGCCGAGGUUGCGCGGCGCGCAUCAGCGACAUCACAGCUGGUUCGCAGUUGGGCCAGCAACCGUGGUACGGAUCCCCUGGUGGCGGCUUCACACGGCAUCACAGUCAUGAUGCUGGAGCUGGCCCCUGCAUUGCGUGCACUGGUCUCCCGGCCGCCCAUCCGUGCCGUGGCACCCAACAUGAUGACAGCGGACGAGCAGGCCGCACUGCGCCGCACUGCUGACAUCAUGCUGCAUUACGGUCUGCGCUACUGCUUCGAGUCGCCGACGCCACCGGGGCCGCAGCCGCUGCAGCUGCCCGAGGCGGUGGCACCCGUGUCGAGCAACGCAAUCAUCCUGGGGCUCACGGCGGAGGUUCAGCAGAACAUCGCGGCUGCAGCGGCGGCAGGUACCCGCACUGCAGGCGGCUUCCAGCGCCAGGCGCCGCAGCCAUAUGGCGGCCGAGGUUCCGGUGGCGUCUUCCAAAGCGGCCGUGGUGGCAGGGGUUCGUACAACUCGUACGGCCAGGGCCGGGGUCCUGCAGGCGAUGCCAGGUUCCGAGUGCAGCCGGGGGCCGGUGGUCGCGGUGCUGCCACUAACGGCCAGGGCACGCCAAUGCAGCCGACGCAGGGAGCUGCUCCUCCGGCGCCCAGUCGCCGCGUGCCGCUGGUGCCGGCCAUUGACACGUUGCACGUUUUUACGGCCUUUGCGGGUGCAGCGGCUGCGGGGGAGCGUGUGACAGUUCCGCACGUUGUACGGCGGAUAAUAGCGCAGCAGACGGAGAUGGAGGCAAUCCGGCGGGCUGAGGCGGCGCGCAUGGUUGUCCCUGUUGGCGGUAGCUCCUCCCAGCCUACAGCCUCUCAGCCAACAGCCAAUCCAAUGCGGCCGGAAGGUCCAGGUGCAGGCCAUGCUAUUGGCCCCCGAGGGAAUGGGCCGUUGCAACCGGUGGCUCCUCCGCAGCCGCAACGGCAGAUGGCAGGCCGUAUGCCGCCGCCGGCAGACGGCAAGAAGGGCCAGGUUGCGGGUGGAGGCGCGGGUGUAAAACGUAAAGGCACGUGGAUGGAUGCUUUUAAGCAGCAGGCCAGCGCUAAGGCGCGUUGCGGGGGGGCCAGCGGCGUGAGUGCGGGUGCUGCGGCGCGGAACACAGAGGAAGCAGCGAAGACGACGGAAGGGGCCGGCUGCGGGAUAGCCGGCCGCGCAGAAUCUCCGAAGGGUGGGCCGACCGCAGGGGCACAGGGCAAACUGCCCUUCCCCGUGCUUUAUCGCUUCAACGAAGGAUACACAAAUGCUGUGAA